GUGACAUCCCAUGACGUAUGCCACCCUCCCGACAUUCAUAUACCAAGUUAAGUAUAUCAACCACAACCCCAAUUCUUCUCAUGCGUGGUACUGUUCCUGAGCUACCAAAUUUCCAUCGUGUACACCCGUGGUAAAGCAUUCCCAUAAGGGACCAAAAACAACCCAAGGAAAGAAAGGCAAAUGGCCACCAUUUCCAUCAACGCUCCGGGAGCAACAGGCUUCCUAUACAACAACGCCUCCGGUAAAGCGCGAUUGUGCAUUUCGGCUGAAACACCGGAUUUCGACACGGAGAUCUUGCGGAACUGGCGUGAUGAGGGCUUCGAUGUGAUCUAUGUUCCGUAUGAUGGUGACACCAGGGAAUAUGUUGCCCGACUGAAGAGUGUGAAGGAGGGACUGGGGGUGGGGGAGAACUAUGCGGUUAUGGCCUUCGGAGACGCUGCUUCAUUUUGCUUGGACUACUACCUCAAACCCACCAACUGUAGUCGUCUUUGCGCUUUGGUCGCCUAUUAUCCCACCAAUAUCCCCGAUACGCGGUCGCGUUAUCCGCCUUCUGUCCGGAUCCUGACGCACUUGGCUGGUGCCACUGUUGACGUGACGACUAUUCCGACUCUGGUGGGACUGCAGGGCAAGAAGAAGCGGAGUACACGGCAGAUUAACCCGGGCAUGGGGACUGGUGAGCGGUUGAACAUCGGGCAUACGGCAUAUACAUAUGAGUAUGUACAGCCCGGGUUUGCAGAGCAUGAUUUAGACGAGUAUGAUCGACUGGCAUGUGACCUGGCGUUUAGUCGGACGUUGCAAGUGCUCCGGAGAGGGUUCAACAAGGACGUUGACCUGGAGGAGAGAUGGGAGGAACAUCUUGAAGCCAAAUUCUUCUCCAUGAACCUAUCUAACACCAUGGAGCCAUACGUGAGCCACGUCAACCCGGCGGUCACAUACGUCCCCACGGUAAGCGGCGGCAUCGGAAACCACGCUUUGCGGCGGUUCUACGAGCAGAGCUUCCUGCGCCAGCUACCGCCUUCCAUGCGAUUGCGGUUAAUCUCGCGGACAAUCGGGGUUGAUCGGGUGGCUGAUGAAUUGCACGCGACAUUCCAGCAUACGCAGGAGGUGCCUUGGAUGUUGCCCGGUGUGCCGCCUACAAAUAAAGAGGUGGAAGUAAUCCUCGUCAGCAUUGUCAGCCUGCGGGCGGGUAGGCUGUACUCGGAGCACGUAUACUGGGAUCAGGCGAGUGUUCUAGUCCAGGUCGGAUUGCUGGAUCCGAAGCUUGUCCCUCACGGGGUGCAUGGGGUUGAUCGAUUGCCCGUGGUUGGACGGGAGGGUGCUAGACGGAUUUUGCAGGAGAAUCCCGAGGUCGAAGGGAAAGAAUAUCACAAUCGACUGAUUCGCAGAGCGAGAGCCAAAAAGAAAGGCAAGGACGGUGUGACGCCUGGAGUAGAGGAGUCUGGAACAGAAUACUUCAAGAGCGAAGCAGAGAAGCCGCUAGACAACGGCAAGGGCAAGGGAAAGACUGUUCAGAAACAGCCAUUGGAGCAUGGACCAGAGGGCAACGAAAGCCACAAGAACAACAACGCAGAGGACAAAGGGGAAGAUAAGGAAGAAGAAGAAGAAGGACAGGAUAGGGCUCAAACGCCUACCCCGUCCAAGGGCUCUGCAUCGGUGGAAGAUGCAAAUGACGAAGAAUGAGUAAUUUCAUGAUAUACCCAGUCAGCCUGUGCCUAAUUAGCGUAAUAUGGGAUAUUUUUCACGAAUUUCACGUUAUUCAUAUAUUUGACUUGCCGCAACAUACUUCACAUCCCCCUCAUCAACAGCAUAGUAAACAUCAAACCGCGCCGGCGUAAUACAAGCAUGCUGACGGUAAAAAUACACCCUCUACCUGACUGUAAGCCUCGCUACUCGUUUACAAUAUACCAUGCUGGCUAGUUUCAUCCUGCAACCCUCAACCCAAAUUUCCCAGCAAAGAAGCCUCCACAGAAAUGGGAGGUCAUGAUUUA
Aspergillus pseudonomiae is the source of this 1988-nucleotide messenger RNA. RefSeq names its product dienelactone hydrolase. The transcript is spliced from 4 exons. The record is from RefSeq and is a predicted model, not a curated record. Gene Ontology annotation, biological process: polyketide metabolic process. The coding region runs from base 181 to 1680 and encodes 499 amino acids. Lineage: Eukaryota; Fungi; Ascomycota; Eurotiomycetes; Eurotiales; Aspergillaceae.